AUGUCCAGGAGGAACAAUGAUUUAGAAGAGGAGGAGGUAUCUGAAGAAGAGGACGAGAGGUCUGGGAGAAGUGGGUGGAGCCAUAAGGGAGUUCUGGGAGAAGUGGGUGGAGCCAUAAGAGAGGUCUGGGAGAAGUGGGUGGAGCAUCUGCCAUACCUCUACAACCCCGGGCCUGAAGUAACAGUGGAUGAGCAACUGGUUCCAUUUAGAGGUAGAUGUCCUUUCCGACAGUAUAUGUCCAGCCAGCCAGCAAAGUGUGGCAUCAAGUAUUAGGUGGCCUGUGACGCACAAUCCAGCUAUGCCUGGAAGAUACAAGUCUACACUGGGAAGCCGACUAGUGGAGGCCCGGGAAAUAACCAGGGGAUACGGGUUGUGCUUGAUGUGACAGAUGGACUGAGAAGAUCAACAUGGCUGCAACCAUUCCUCGUAACAAGGGCGAGAGAGUCCUUCUCAUCAAAGUUUUCCUUCACCCCCACCAUCACUCGAGUUUCUUACCUCCCAAAGAGGAACAAGAAUGUGGUCCUCCUGAGGACACUGCACAAAACGUCUGAUAUCAGCGAUCGUGAGGACAGGAAACCAGCCAUCAUCCUGGACUACAACCACAACAAAAGAGGUGUGGACAACCUGGACAAGGUGAUUGGAACUUACAGCUUCAGGAGGAUGACUGCCCGCUGGCCCCUGGUCAUCGUCCAUAAGAUCAUUGAUGUGUCCUCAUACAAUGCCUUCGUGAUAUGGAACAAGAUCAACCCUACCUGGAUGCCUGAUAAGUGGAACAAGAGGUAG
Oncorhynchus masou masou (cherry salmon) is the source of this 783-nucleotide messenger RNA. RefSeq names its product piggyBac transposable element-derived protein 4-like. NCBI's taxonomy places the organism in Eukaryota, Metazoa, Chordata, Actinopteri, Salmoniformes, Salmonidae. The record is from RefSeq and is a predicted model, not a curated record.